UAGUGCACUACCACACCCCAUCCCCCGUGCCUCCCUCAGUCCCUCUCCCCACGUCGUACUGCAAACCGCCGCGCCGGCUAUAUAGGCAGCCGCGGCGGCACACUCCGACGGACGCACAGCGCAGCGCACACGCGGCGACAGAGCAGCACGACGCGCGAGGCCGCCAUGGACAUGGGCGGCGGGCACGACAUGGGCGGCAUGAUGGCCCCGCCGCCGUCCCCGCCGGGCGGCGGCGGCGGCGGCGGCGGCGGCAUGCCCGGGAUGCGGAUGCGGUACACCCACAUGACCUUCUUCUGGGGGAGGAAGUCGGAGAUCCUCUUCGUGGGGUGGCCCGGCGCCGACGGCGGCAUGUACGCGCUGGCGCUCGUGGCCGUCUUCGCGCUUGCGUUCGUCCUCGAGUUCCUGGGCUCCCGCAGGCUGGACGCGCUCCUCCCGCGCGCGGCGGCGGGGGCGGCGCGCGCGGCGGUGCACACGCUGCGCGUGGGCGCGGCGUACCUGCUCAUGCUCGCGAUCAUGUCGUUCAACGGCGGCGUGCUCCUCGUCGCCGUCGCGGGGCACGCGGCGGGGUUCCUGGCGUUCAAGGCCGGCCGAUUCGGCGACGGGCGGGCGCAGGUGGAGCACGGGCGCGGCAAGGAGGAGCUCGAGCCGGCGGCGUGCGCAUGACAGGCUUCGCUGCGACGAUGGCGCCAACGAUGGUCGACGCGUUUGUUUGUCUGGCGUUGUUUGUGCGUUUUCGAUUCGUUUGUGCCGUGCCGCUGCCAAUUGUCUGAAUCCAUGUUGGUGUUUGGCUGAAUCAUGAUGGUGAUUGGGAGCUGUAGCCCCUGAAUCUGCGCUGUGAGGUAGCUGUGAAUCUUUUGGCUGUAUCUCGUUCACACGCCAUAAGUAGGUGACUUAAGAGAAAUUCCUGUGAUGAGGUAGCUGUGAAUCUCUUGACUGUAUCUUGUUCACACGCCAUAAGUAGGUGACUUAAGAGAAAUUCCUGUGAUGAGGUAGAUGUGAAUCUCUUGGCUGUAUCUUGUUCACACGCCAUACUCGAUUCAUGGACUCAUGGUGUGGCAGUUGGUUGUAUGGUAUCUUCUGAAUCCAUACCAUUCAUGGCU
This is a messenger RNA of Panicum virgatum (switchgrass), 1100 nucleotides long. RefSeq names its product copper transporter 1-like. Gene Ontology annotation, cellular component: plasma membrane. Lineage: Eukaryota; Viridiplantae; Streptophyta; Magnoliopsida; Poales; Poaceae. Gene Ontology annotation, molecular function: copper ion transmembrane transporter activity. Gene Ontology annotation, biological process: copper ion transmembrane transport; intracellular copper ion homeostasis. The transcript has a single exon. The record is from RefSeq and is a predicted model, not a curated record. The coding region runs from base 166 to 663 and encodes 165 amino acids.